Scomber japonicus (chub mackerel) is the source of this 2033-nucleotide messenger RNA. Its product is annotated as alpha-N-acetylgalactosaminidase-like. Gene Ontology annotation, cellular component: cytoplasm. The coding region runs from base 1 to 1305 and encodes 434 amino acids. Gene Ontology annotation, biological process: oligosaccharide metabolic process; glycoside catabolic process; glycosylceramide catabolic process. Gene Ontology annotation, molecular function: alpha-galactosidase activity. The transcript is spliced from 8 exons. The record is from RefSeq and is a predicted model, not a curated record. Lineage: Eukaryota; Metazoa; Chordata; Actinopteri; Scombriformes; Scombridae.
AUGCAUCUGACGGUGCUUGUUUUUGCAUUGGUGCUCUCUGCAACCACCUUUGCCCUUGACAACGGGCUGAUGAGGACCCCUCCCAUGGGUUGGUUGGCAUGGGAACGGUACCGCUGUGACAUUGACUGUGAACAUGACCCAAAGAACUGCAUCAGUGAAAAUCUGUUUAUCGACAUGGCAGACAGGCUCUCAGAGGAUGGCUGGCGGGAGCUCGGCUACGUUUAUAUUAACAUAGAUGACUGCUGGGCCUCCAUGGAUAGAGACAAGCAGGGGAGGCUCCAACCUGAUCCUAAGAGAUUCCCAGGAGGAAUCCGAAAGCUAGCACGCUACAUGCAUGACAGGGGUCUCAAGCUGGGCAUCUAUGGAGACAUGGGAACACAUACCUGUGGGGGCUACCCUGGCACCACACUUGACAAGAUUGAGAUAGAUGCUCAGACCUUUGCUGACUGGGAGGUGGAUAUGUUGAAAUUUGAUGGCUGUUAUUCUAACGCCACAGAGCAAGAGCAAGGAUACCCUCAAAUGUCUAAGGCUUUAAAUGCUACGGGCCGUCCCAUUGGCUACUCCUGCAGCUGGCCCGCCUACCAGGGCGGCCUGCCACCUAAGGUCAAUUACACUCAGUUGGGGGAGAUCUGCAACCUGUGGCGUAACUAUGGUGACAUCCAGGACUCUUGGGACAGCAUACUGAACAUUGCCGAUUGGUUCUUUGAAAACCAGGAUGUCCUGGCGCCUGCAGCUGGACCUGGAAAAUGGAAUGACCCAGAUAUGCUGGUUAUUGGUGACUUUGGCCUCAGCAUGGACCAGUCUCGUUCUCAGAUGGCUCUGUGGGCGAUUAUGGCUGCUCCUCUUUUCAUGUCCAAUGACCUGCGCACCAUCAGCAGCGGGGCCCGCAGUAUCCUCCAAAACAAGAUGGCCAUCAGCAUCAACCAGGACCCCAUGGGUAUUCAGGGAAGACGUAUCAUAAAGGAGAAGAGCGGCAUUGAGGUGUUUUUGCGUCCCCUGUCAAGCAAUGCCAGUGCCUUAGUUUUCUUCAGUCGUCGCACUGACAUGCCCUACCGCUACCAAACUUCCCUCAAAAAACUAAACUACACCACCGGCAGCUACAAGAUCUUUGACAUCUUCACAGAGAAGCCCAUGAUGCUGAAAGACUCCACUGACUUUGUGGUGUCAGUGAACCCUACAGGGGUGGUCAUGUGGUAUGUCUCUGCACCCGCCAAACUGAGCGUCCGCCAGUUCUAUAAAGGUGGCAGACUCCAGGGAUCUGUCUACGAUGACCAUGAAAACGCCAUCCCUCCCGUCUUCCUUUGAUGGGCUCCAUGAUUGAACUUUAUCAUCUAAUAACCACGAUUUAGCAGUGCUAACCAAGAGCCUUGAUGAAGUGUUAACUGACCUCACACAUACAUUGUCAGGUGUUCAAAGGACUUACUGCCAAGGGGUGGCGCUAAAUAUGGUUCUAUUAAGUGAAUGGCAGUAUCCAUUGCAAGAAACAAAUCAAUGUGAGCUCAGGGACAGACGUUUGCAUCUCUCAGAUUCUGUAAAAUUAAUGGUGAUCAAUCGAAUGGCUCCGAAACUUUUAAUAACUUUAAAUAUCAGAGUGAGAAAAGUGAUGAUUUGUGCCCAUGUAAAGUGGUUUUGUACUGACCUGCUGAAUGGUUUUAUGAUUGCCAAAGUUGAAAACUUUAUUAUUCAAACUUGCAUUCCCUCUGAUAAGGAAGCAGGAUAAUCUGUUCUUGAAAAAUGUACAAAUGAAAAAGGAUGGUUACUGCCAUGUUUGAAUGAAUAAGGUUUACAUUUGGGUUUUUGAUCUAUUUGACAGUUCUUUUAGAUUGUUAUGACAAUUUUGUGAAUUAUUGGUUAUUUCUUAAAUAAAUUAAACGAUGCAUUUCUAACUUUCAUGUAAUGACUAUUUUUUUUUGGUUUAUUUGAAAUUCUUUAGAUAUACAUGGACCAUCUUGCUCUAGAAUUUGCUUAUCAGACUAAAAAUACUUCCAUGAAAUUUCUUUUUUUCCAUUGAGACUUCUUUUUAAAAUCAAUGU